UCACUCAAAUUAAACCAUAACCAAAUAAUUCUCUUAAAAUGCAUUCCUCUUUGAUAAAAUUGGGAUUUCUUUUUCUUCUUCUUCAGGUCUCAUUGUCUCAUGCUCAACUAAGCCCUUCCUUUUACGAUAAAACAUGUCCGCAAGUCUUUGACAUUGCAACCAAAACCAUUGUCGAUGCGCUGAGAUCAGACCCUCGCAUCGCUGCAAGCAUCCUUCGUCUUCAUUUCCAUGACUGCUUUGUUAAUGGAUGUGAUGCAUCGAUAUUGUUAGACAACACCACAUCAUUUAGGACCGAGAAAGACGCCUUUGGGAACGCUAAUUCAGCUCGGGGUUUCGAUGUGAUCGACAAAAUGAAGGCUGCCGUAGAGAAAGCAUGUCCUAGAACUGUUUCAUGUGCUGAUUUGCUCGCCAUCGCAGCUCAAGAAUCUGUUGUUUUGGCGGGAGGUCCUUCAUGGAGGGUUCCAAAUGGAAGAAGAGACAGCUUAAGAGGGUUUAUGGAUCUUGCUAAUAAUAACCUUCCAGGUCCAUCCUCUACCCUUAAAGUACUUAAGGAUAGAUUCAAAAAUGUCGGACUCGACCGUCCUUCUGAUCUCGUUGCUCUUUCCGGUGGUCACACUUUUGGCAAAAACCAAUGUCGGUUCAUAAUGGAUCGGCUUUACAACUUCAGUAAUACCGGUUUACCCGACCCAACCCUUGAUAAAUCUUAUCUCACCACACUCAGAAAACAAUGUCCGCGUAACGGAAACCAGAGUGUCUUGGUAGAUUUUGAUUUACGUACGCCAACACUCUUUGACAACAAAUACUAUGUGAAUCUCAAAGAGAAAAAAGGUCUUAUCCAGAGCGACCAAGAGUUAUUCUCUAGCCCUGAUGCUUCAGACACUCUCCCUUUAGUCCGACAAUACGCUGAUGGUCAAGGGAAAUUUUUCGAUGCAUUCGCGAAGGCAAUGAUAAGGAUGAGUAGUCUUUCACCUUUAACAGGGAAGCAAGGAGAAAUAAGAUUGAAUUGUAGAGUGGUGAAUUCGAAACCGAGAAUCAUGGAUGUGGUAGAAGAUGCUAUUGAAUUUGCUAGUUCAAUGUGAGGAAAUGUUUUUCUUUAAUAAUAAAUAAAUUAUCAAUGUUCUCAAGAUGUUAUCUUUUCUCCUUACUUCCUUGUUUCUUUUACGUUGCUUAUUUAAAAUCUAUAUAACUAUUAACCUUGGAUCCAUAAAUUAUGUUUACCUAU
Messenger RNA from Arabidopsis arenosa, 1222 nucleotides. Lineage: Eukaryota; Viridiplantae; Streptophyta; Magnoliopsida; Brassicales; Brassicaceae. The record is from the annotation of a GenBank genome assembly.